Messenger RNA from Linepithema humile (Argentine ant), 1085 nucleotides. RefSeq names its product protein cornichon (gene cni). The record is from RefSeq and is a predicted model, not a curated record. Gene Ontology annotation, cellular component: endoplasmic reticulum membrane; COPII-coated ER to Golgi transport vesicle. Gene Ontology annotation, biological process: endoplasmic reticulum to Golgi vesicle-mediated transport. NCBI's taxonomy places the organism in Eukaryota, Metazoa, Arthropoda, Insecta, Hymenoptera, Formicidae.
CACGUGAUAUACUUGAUAUUGGAUUCAUUGCUGGAUUUCGCUACAUAACCAUUACAUACAAAAUUGAUACAAAAUGGCGUUCAAUUUUGCCGCUUCCUCAUACAUCGUAGCGUUAAUUGGCGAUGCGUUUUUAGUAUUUUUCGCGAUAUUUCACGUAAUCACAUUCGAUGAGUUAAAGACUGGGUACAAAAAUCCAAUCGAUCAGUGUAAUAAUUUAAAUCCGUUGGUUCUGCCGGAGUAUUUAUUGCACAUGGUAAUUAAUGUUUUGUUUCUACUGAGCGAACAAUACUUUUCACUAUUCAUCAACAUUCCCUUGAUGGCCUAUCAUGUUUGGCGAUAUAUAAAUAGACCUGUGAUGUCGGAGUGCGGUUUGUAUGAUCCUACCAGCAUUAUGAACGCUUAUGAUUUAUCUGUGUACCAAAGAGAAGGAUGGGUUAAGCUAGCGUUCUAUCUUCUUUCCUUUUUCUAUUAUUUGUAUGGGAUGAUCAGCACAUUAAUCAAUUGAAACGAGUGAUUAUUGAAAUCAAUAAGGGUUUUCCAUUUUCUGUAUACAUUUAUGUGGUUCAAUGCCAAACAGUGAGUUGUUUAUUGGAAGUACAAGCGGCAUUUAAUUAACUUAUCUUAAUGAAGGUUUUGUAAUGAUAUAUAGCAUGGAAGAAAAGUCCCUCAGAUGUAUUUCAGUAAAUUUUAUAAGUCAUAUUCAUAAUCUAAAUACUUUUCCGAGAAUGCAUAUAUUUAGUCAAGUAUUAUUUACAGAAAUACGAACCAUAUAGUCAAGAGAUAUUUUGUGAGUUUAAAUAUUAUUUGUGCUUUGUGUCAGAUUUAAAGGAAGAUGAACUGAAUGAACAAAUAAUUUUUGCUCAUAUUUUGAUAAAAGUGAUACACGUUUGAGUUGAAUAUGAAACAAUACAUUAGAUUUAAUAGCUUUUGACAUUUUUAUACAUAAAACAUUUUUAUUUUAUGUACAAAAUUAAAAUAGGCAUUAGAGUAUAUUUCGGCUAACAUUUUGUAUAUCCCAUAAUUCGGAAGUAUAUGUUGUACGAUUAAAUGAAAAAUACAGUUGUUAAUAAAAGAAAAUAAGUAAU